AUGUCCAACCCAGGCCCCUCAGGCAAAGAGGUUCUCCUCGACGCCAUAGCCCAGAACCUCGGCGAAGAAGCCAUCCAAGCCAUCCAACCCCAGAAUGUCAAUGAACCCACAGACCAAGAUGCUUCCAAAUCCCACCGCAAAGCUCCCGUAUGCAUGACGCAGAGUGCUCUUCCACGAGGCUGGAACCAGGGCGGUAUUUCUGACAUCGUCGUCGGUUUCAACAGGGAAGUGCCGCGCUGGCAGCCUGGCUCUGUUGUCAAGUGGGCUGCUUGGCGUGCGGGUUUCCAGAGUCAAGAUGAUGCGGAUUAUGCGGCCAUGCAACUUGCGCAGGCUGCCGAGGUGUGGAAUAAUGCCGACAUCGGUGUGACCUUUGAAUGGGUUCCUCUUGCGAAAGAUGCUACUUUUGUGCUCUACCACGGCGGCGACGGCGCCGGUGUUCUUGCGCGAGCCUUCUUCCCCAACAACGAUGACCUUAGCGCUCUAGUUGUCUUCUCCGAUGCUUUUUCGUCAGACUGGAAGCCCUCUAUGCACAACGUCUUUACUCAUGAGUUGGGUCAUGUUCUUGGUCUGCGACAUGAGUUUGCUAUUGAAGGUCUUCCGGAACUUGGGCUCAGGCCUGAAGGCGCUGGUGCUGUGCAGCUGGGACCGCGGAACCCGAAGUCUGUCAUGAAUUAUUCUCCUGACCCGCCGGAGAUGCAGCAGUCGGAUAUUGAUUCGACCAGGAUGUUUUAUGGGUUGAAGGCUGAUGCUAAUGGAAAGCCGCCCAAGGUUGGUGGGACUGAGGUCAAGGACUAUAUCCCGCAGUGA
Messenger RNA from Fusarium coffeatum, 807 nucleotides. RefSeq lists its product as uncharacterized. Gene Ontology annotation, biological process: proteolysis. The transcript has a single exon. Gene Ontology annotation, cellular component: extracellular matrix. The record is from RefSeq and is a predicted model, not a curated record. Bases 1 to 807 code for a protein of 268 amino acids. Gene Ontology annotation, molecular function: metalloendopeptidase activity; zinc ion binding. NCBI's taxonomy places the organism in Eukaryota, Fungi, Ascomycota, Sordariomycetes, Hypocreales, Nectriaceae.